GAGCUGGAUCAGAAGUGGAGCAGCCCGGCCUCGAACUGGUGCUCCUAUGGGAUGCCGGAAUUGCAGGCAGUGGCUUACCUACUACGCCACAACACCGGCCCCAAUAAGGAUUCCUUUUUAAGAGUUACUUCAUUUUAGCAAAAAGAGUUAGACAGUGAGGGAGAGAGACACAGAGAAAGGUCUUCCUUCCGUUGGUUCACCCCGCAAAUGGCCGCUAAGGCCGGAGCUACGCUGAUCCGAAGCCAGGAGCCAGAUUCUUGGGAAACCAAUAUGAGGCACAAUCAGAUGUGUUGUGAGACACCACCUACUGUAACUAUUCAUGUAAAAUCAGGACCAAGUAGAUCACAUCAACCCAAAAAAUCCAUGAAUCUGAAGCGUCCUAUUUUUAAAGAUAGUUGGCAAGCAUCUGAAAAAAAUGCACAUAAUAGCAACAAAUCUAAACGCCCCAAAGGUCCUUGCCUAGUUAUACGGCGUCAGGAAAUGACUGCUUUCUUUAAAUUAUUUGAUGACGAUUUAAUUCAAGAUUUCUUGUGGAUGGACUGCUGCUGUAAAAUUGCAGACAAGUAUCUUUUGGCUAUGACCUUUGUUUAUUUCAAGAGGGCUAAAUUUGCUAUAAAUGAACAUACCAGGAUAAAUUUCUUUAUUGCUUUGUACCUGGCUAACACAGUUGAAGAAGAUGAAGAAGAGUCCAAGUAUGAAAUUUUUCCCUGGGCUUUAGGGAAAAACUGGAGAAAAUUGUUCCCAAAUUUCUUAAAGUUAAGGGACCAGCUCUGGGAUAGAAUUGACUAUAGGGCUAUUGUAAGCAGGCGAUGCUGUGAGGAGGUUAUGGCCAUUGCACCAACCCAUUAUAUCUGGCAACGAGAACGUUCUGUGCAUCACAGUGGAGCUGUCAGAAACUACAACAGAGAUGAAGUUCAACUGCCCAGGGGACCUAGUGCCACGCCAGUAGAUUGUUCACUGUGUGGUAAAAAAGGAAGAUACGUUAGACUAGGAUUGUCUUCAACAUCAUCUUCAUCCAGUGAUACAGUCGAGAUGGAGAAACAUUCUCAGGAAUCACAUAACUCAUUAUCAAUGAGUAUAACAGCUGAUCCUUCUCAAGCAUAUAACUAUUCUCAAGCCAAUGACCAUCCAUCAAACAAAGGAAAUGAAACCAAUUUCAUGAAGGAAGACAAAUCCAUGCAAUGGUUUACAGGAAGUGAAGAAUGAGGUAGCUCAACUAAGGCAACUUGGAAUCACUAACUACAAAAUGUCAAACUAACUACAAGACAAGUGUCAAAAAGGGACAUUUAGAGCAGUUUUGAAGUAUUACACAUCUUUCUUUAGCUUUUGUUAUUUUUCAAAAUUAUAUGUAAAAGUUAUACAAAUCAUAGUAAUAGUAAAAAUACUAAUCUAUGAAAGUAGUGAUUUGCAAAUAAAGUUCUAUUUCAUUACGUUUCCAUCUUCAAAUCAGUUGCUGUCUUCUGGGUACUCAGAUAAGCUGUGGUUUGAACAUCCUUAACUUGACAAAAAAAGCUAAUUUUUUUUUCUCUUUUAUUUUUUUGAGAAGCAGUUACAGACAGAGAGAGGGCUUUAGUCUUCCAUCCACUGGUUCACUCCCCAAAUGGCCACAAUGGCUGGAGGUGGGCCCAUCUGAAGCCAGGAGCCAGGAGCUUCUUCUGGGUCUCCCACGUGGGUGCAGGGGCCCAAGACUUGGGCCAUCUUCUAUUGCCUUUGCCAGGCCAUACCAGGGAGCUGGAUCAGAAGCAGAGCAGCUGGGACUCAAACCAGCACCCAUAUGGGAUGCCAGCGCUGCAGGUGGAGGCUAAACCUACAGUGCCUGCCUAAAGAAAAGCUAAUUUAAUGAAGGAAAAAAUAAAGUUGUUACAUUGAUUAGAAAACACCAUUUGAUAUGGCUCAAAACAUUACUUACCUGUGUGACCAGUUUACCAGUGAAGAAGUCUAGCCAUAUAGAGAAAUGAUACAUAUGGAAAAUCAGAAUAUGAUUCUUCUAUUUAGAACAAAAUAUG
Molecule: messenger RNA, 2006 nt
Organism: Oryctolagus cuniculus (rabbit)
Lineage: Eukaryota; Metazoa; Chordata; Mammalia; Lagomorpha; Leporidae
Source: RefSeq, a predicted model, not a curated record